AUACUUGUCAGCUAUUUUCAGAUCUUACAUCAUGUCGCAAAAUUAUACCAAACAUGACAUAAAUGAUCUGAUGAAUAGAGGUUAUACUUUCGUGCUCAAUCCCAACGAUCAUGAUUACAUCAACAAUUGGUGUUACCACUCAACUUUACCUUUAUGCGUGUUGUUUAUAACCGAAGGGAUUUAUUCCGAUGAGAAGUGCGAGAAUCUGCUGAAACCCAACCAUGCAGUUAUAAUAGAAAAUUCUCCAGCUUAUGCAUUUAUUAACGAUCUCAAUGAUUAUUGGAAUAAUGGAAAUACAGAAAAGGAUUUUUCGAAAUGUACAUUCAUUCGAAAUUCACAUGUAGCACUUGGUUUUACCAAAUUAUUCGUUGGGGAAGGAUACCAAACGUUUUUAGUAUCAAAAAAAUCCCCUUUCGAACCGGGCUUUUCAAAUACAGUAAUGGAAUUAUUAGAAAGUGGAAUAAUUCAAUAUUGGGCUUCUAUAGAACAAAGGAUGAUUAAAAGAUAUGAAAAUGUCAUAAAUAAAUCUCGACGAGUCAGUAUGAAAUUGGAUAAACUUAUGUUUGCGUUCGAAAUAUGGUUUUUUGGUAUCGUAUGUUCUUUUUUCAUUUUCUUUUUGGAAAACCGAAAGUACCAUUGUCGAAACUAAAAUAAACAUUUUUUGUAUGUUUUUUUAAUACUUAAUGUAAUCGUAAAAACUACGAUUUAAAUAAAUUUGUGUUUUUUUUUU
Messenger RNA from Diorhabda carinulata, 730 nucleotides. RefSeq lists its product as uncharacterized. Bases 32 to 649 code for a protein of 205 amino acids. The record is from RefSeq and is a predicted model, not a curated record. The transcript has 4 exons. Lineage: Eukaryota; Metazoa; Arthropoda; Insecta; Coleoptera; Chrysomelidae.